This is a messenger RNA of Phragmites australis (common reed), 1750 nucleotides long. Its product is annotated as remorin 4.1-like. The record is from RefSeq and is a predicted model, not a curated record. The transcript has 5 exons. NCBI's taxonomy places the organism in Eukaryota, Viridiplantae, Streptophyta, Magnoliopsida, Poales, Poaceae. Bases 94 to 1458 code for a protein of 454 amino acids.
CUCUCGUCUUCUUGCUUCGGCCUCGAGCCCAGCAGCUGCGGCCGUCGCCGUAGCCAGGCUCAGCUCACUUGGAAGGAGGAGAGGGGUGGCAUCAUGGGGUACGAGAGGAUACACAAGGUUCAGAUGGGAGUGAUGUCUCCAACCAAGCUCAGGAUGAAGCUGCUGGGCUCCCAUGGAGGCAGCAAGAAGGAAGAGGCUAGUGGCAAGUCGUCGCCGUCGAGGCUCGUCGUCGACGACGACGACGCUGACCACCCCAAGAACAGCCUCUUGGCACAAGAACUCGACGAAGAGUACCCCAAGGACCGGUCGGAUUCUUCCCUGUCGCGCUCCGACGCUAGCCACGGCAGGGCCGCUCACAGCGGCGGCGGGAGUGGCUGCGAAAGCGGGCACGAGAAUGGCAGCACCGGCGCCGGCGGCAACUUCGAGUUCCACAGGGUGGUUAUGGGGGCGGCGGUGUCCGGGCCGUUCUUCCGGCAGGUGCCGUCCAAGUGGAACGACGCGGAGAAGUGGAUCGCGGGGCGGCACGUCGUGCACUCCAACCCCAUAUUCUCCAAGAAGCCCGCCGCGCCGCCGUACAGCCCCAACGGCGGCGGCCGUGUCGCGCCGGAGUCUGCGGCUUCGAAGGGCGGCGCCUCUUGCGACAACCCGAGCUCACGCGGUGGUGGUGCUGUCAGUGCGGUAACCGAGCUGUCGUCGAAGUCCUCAUCGCCGUCAUCUGUGAGCAAGCCUCCUCAGAAGAAGCUCCGCACCGCGACGAGCGCUGCCGCGCCGGCGCAGUCGGUGUCGAUGAGGGACGUCGGGACGGAGAUGACGCCGAUAGCGAGUAAGGAGCAAUCGCGGAGCGGCACCCCCGCCGGCGCCGCCACGCCGUCGCUCAGCCCUCUCUGCUCCGUGCCGUCCAGCCCGAGGGGCGGCGCCUCGGCCUCGUCGUCGUCCUCCGCCUCCGAGCGGGAGCUCCGGCUCAGGACCAGGCGGGAGAUCGCCGCGCUCGGGCUGCAGCUGGGCAAGAUGAACAUCGCGUCGUGGGCCAGCAAGGAGGAGGGCCUCCUCGCCCAGGCCUCCUCGCCGCCGGAGAGCCCCGGAGCCAUCGAUGACGAGAUCAAGAGGAAGGAGUUCGAAGCGCGCGCCGCGGCGUGGGAAUUGUCUCAGAAGUGUAAACUCGCCUCGAGAUAUCAGAGGAAGGAGGUGAAGAUACAGGAAUGGGAGAGUUGCCAGAAAUCCAAAUUUGAAGCCAAGAUGAGGCAGGCUGAGGUGCAGGCUGAGCAGAUGAAAGCCCGGGCGAAGUACAACCUGGCGAAGAGGCUGUCCGUCCUGAGCCACAGGGUGGAGGGCAAGCAGGCGAGGGUGGAGGCACGGCGGAGCCGGCAGGCGGUCCGGUUGGCACGGCAGGUGGAGCGGAUCCGCAAGACCGGCCGUGAGCCCUGCCGGUUCCGGCGGUGCUGCACCUGGUUCCUGUGAUCGGCGUCCGUCAGGCUUCCUCUCGUUGCUGCUGACUGAAGCUCCGGUGAUCGGCGUCAGGCUUCCUCUGGUUGCAGCUGACUUGAAGCCUGAAGGUCUCAAAUGCAUGCUCUGGGACAAGAGCUUGAGAGCAUCUAUAGCAAUAUCAUGGAAUGAGCUUUGUACAUGAAAUCAUCACAAGUUUAUUUCAGGCAGUGCUCUGAAUUCUGAUUUCUGAGAAUGUGCUGUUUGUUGCUGUGGAUGUUGCUUGCCUUGUACAAUCUGAAUUGUGUUGUAGCCUGAUUUUGGCUUU